Molecule: messenger RNA, 954 nt
Organism: Lemur catta (Ring-tailed lemur)
Lineage: Eukaryota; Metazoa; Chordata; Mammalia; Primates; Lemuridae
Product: olfactory receptor 2G2-like
Exons: 1
Coding region: 1-954 (317 amino acids)
Biological process (GO): G protein-coupled receptor signaling pathway
Cellular component (GO): membrane
Molecular function (GO): olfactory receptor activity; G protein-coupled receptor activity
Source: RefSeq, a predicted model, not a curated record
AUGAGGAUGGUGAGGAGUACCAAUGACAGCAACCUAACAGGUUUCAUCCUGUUAGGCUUUUCUGAUCAUCCUCAGUUACAGAAGGUUCUAUUUGUGGUCAUAUUGAUCCUGUAUUUACUAACUCUUUUGGGGAACACCACCAUCAUUCUGGUGUCUCGUCUGGAACCCAAGCUUCACACGCCAAUGUAUUUCUUUCUUUCCCAUCUCUCCUUCCUGGACCUGUGCUUCACCAGCAGUGUUAUUCCCCAGCUCCUGGUAAACCUGCGGGACCCCAUGAAAACCAUCACCUAUGGUGGCUGUGUGGUUCAGCUCUACGUCUCCCUUGCUCUGGGAUCCACUGAGUGUGUCCUCCUGGCUGUGAUGUCCUAUGAUCGCUAUGUGGCUGUCUGCCGUCCCCUCCAUUACACCGUCUUAAUGCAUCCCCGUCUCUGCAUGGCCCUGGCAUCUACAGCAUGGCUCAGUGGCAUGGCCACCACCCUGGUACAGUCCACUCUCACUCUGCAGCUGCCCUUCUGUGGGCAUCGCCAAGUGGAUCAUUUCUUCUGUGAGGUCCCUGUGCUCAUCCAGUUGGCUUGCGUGGACACCACGUUCAACCAGGCAGAGCUCUUUGUGGCUAGUGUCCUAUUCCUGGUGCUGCCUCUGUCACUCAUCCUGAUUUCUUAUGGGUACAUUGCCCAAGCCAUUCUGAGGAUCGAGUCAGUCUUUGGACGAUGUAAAGCAUUUGGGACCUGCUCCUCCCACCUGACGGUCGUCAUCGUCUUCUAUGGAACCAUCAUCUUCAUGUACCUGCAGCCAGCCAAGAGUAGAUCCAAGGACCAGGGGAAGUUUGUUUCCCUCUUUUACACCGUGGUGACCCCUAUGCUUAACCCUCUUAUUUAUACCCUGAGAAAUAAGGAUGUUAAAGGGGCACUAAAGAAAAUUCUAGGGAAGAUUGUGCGAGUAAACUUUACAUGA